AUGAUUAGCUCAGACUUCGUGAGUAAGAGGUUUAACAAAGACCUUUACGCUCUCUUAACGACUGUGUUGAAGGCGGACAACCUGGUUGUCCUUGGAGACCUCAAUGUCCGCGUCGGAACGGACAACGCUGCCUCGAGGGCAGUGUUCGGUCCCCAUGGAAUCGGAAGCUGCAACUACAACAGCCUUCUUCUCCUGCGAACCUACGCAGAACACCGUCUUCUCUUCAACACCCUCGUCCUUCCGAUACGUAAGAAGGCUUCAUGGAUGCAUCUUCGUUCGUGAUGCUGGCACCUGCUGGAUUGUGUCCGAGUCCUGAGGCGAGGCUGUCAAGAGAUGCUGAUAACUAAGACUAUUUUCGAUAUCGACAGCCAGACGGGUCAUCGUCUGGUCAUUUCCAAGAUGGGGCUCCGACUGACAACUCACAGGACACCACAGGAUAAGCGACCACCAGGCAAAUUAAAUGCUGUUCUGUUGGAGUUGUCUGCUCAUCACUUAGAUUUCCGCAAUCAACUGGCUCGGCGCCCGGAAGAACUGCGGACUACCGGUGAGAACGGCACCGUGGAAUUAAAGUGGCGUCAACCGCGGAACGUUAUCCAACCCACGGUUCUGAACGUGCCCGGUGGCCCUCGCAGUCAACAUCAAGAUUGGUUCGACGACAACGGCGCAGAAAUCAGCAACCUACUCAUCGAAAAGAAUAGGCCUCGCAAGGCCUACAUCAACAUCUGGACUGGCGCAAACAAGUCUGCGUUCUACAGGUGUCGCCUGCGACUGCUGGAGGUGCAAGAUGCCUGGAUGGAUCAUAAGGCUGAGGAAAUAUUAGGAUACGCGGGUCGCUAUGAAAUAAAGAAUUUCUUCGCACCAGUGAAGACUGUCUACAACUUCCGCAUCAAAUGGACCGCGCCGUUUCUCAGCCCCAACUGA
Molecule: messenger RNA, 921 nt
Organism: Spirometra erinaceieuropaei
Lineage: Eukaryota; Metazoa; Platyhelminthes; Cestoda; Diphyllobothriidea; Diphyllobothriidae
Source: the annotation of a GenBank genome assembly